AUGGCACAAAAUGCUUCUCUUUUAGAGUUCUUGGAAACUGCUGUUGAGGCAGCAAAGAAAGCUGGAGAGAUAAUCCGCGAAGGAUUUUACCAGACCAAGCAUGUGGAGCAUAAAGGCUCGCUGAAUUUAGCAUGCAAGGGGAGCUUUAAGAUCCCGGGUAGUAAAGUUUUAAUCUUGGCAUUGAGGUCACCAAGUUUUGUAACAAAAUUGGCAAUUGAAUUUAACAUGCCCGAGAGAUUUAGAAUGGAAAUUGAAUCAGCAUGGUUGGAGUGCUAUAAAGCCCCGGUUUAUAAAACUAAUGACAACCAAGUUUUGAUCUUGGUGGAUUUAGUUACAGAGACUGACAAGUCUUGUGAAGAUCUCAUUUUUAACCAUCUCAGGAAGCAGUACCCCUCACAUAAGUUCAUUGGGGAAGAAACUACUGCUGCCAAUGGUGUUACGGAACUGACUGAUGAACCAACUUGGAUAGUUGAUCCUCUUGAUGGAACAACCAACUUUGUCCAUGGGUUCCCCUUUGUGUGCACUUCUAUCGGUCUUACAAUUGGAAAAGUUCCCACAGUAGGGGUUGUUUACAACCCAAUAAUGGAUGAGCUUUUCACAGGCAUCCUUGGAAAAGGUGCUUUUCUGAAUGGAAAACCCAUCAAAGUAUCAUCUCAAAGUGAGCUUGUGAAAUCUCUUCUUGCAUCAGAGGUAGGAACAAAACGUGACAAGGCCACUGUGGAUGCCACUACGGACAAAAUUAACCGCUUGCUUUUCAAGGUGAGAUCUCUUAGGAUGAGUGGCUCCUGUGCAUUGAAUCUAUGCGGUGUUGCAUGUGGAAGGAUUGAUUUGUUUUAUGAAACCGGAUAUGGAGGUCCAUGGGAUGUAGCAGGUGGUGCUGUGAUUGUCAAAGAAGCUGGAGGACUCGUUUAUGACCCAUCUGGUAAAGAUUUUGACAUCACUUCUCAGAGAGUUGCAGCUUCAAACCCUCUCCUGAAGGAUCCAUUUGUUGAGGUUUUGCGGCAGUCAAAAUGA
Molecule: messenger RNA, 1014 nt
Organism: Dovyalis caffra
Lineage: Eukaryota; Viridiplantae; Streptophyta; Magnoliopsida; Malpighiales; Salicaceae
Source: the annotation of a GenBank genome assembly